This is a messenger RNA of Zingiber officinale, 945 nucleotides long. RefSeq names its product protein YABBY 2-like. The record is from RefSeq and is a predicted model, not a curated record. The transcript is spliced from 6 exons. Gene Ontology annotation, biological process: cell fate commitment; multicellular organism development. NCBI's taxonomy places the organism in Eukaryota, Viridiplantae, Streptophyta, Magnoliopsida, Zingiberales, Zingiberaceae. Gene Ontology annotation, cellular component: nucleus. Bases 270 to 803 code for a protein of 177 amino acids.
UCAUUCAAUCAUAAUCUUUUCCACCAGCACCACCACCACCACCACCACAGGCCAAGCCCCAGCCAUCAUCCUUUUUGCCUCUCCAAUAUCCUAUAAUCCCAAAGCAUUAGUGUUAAGUAAACAGUAUCUAACAACAACAGCAACAAAAAAGAGAGAGAGCCCUCACUUCAUACAUACAUCUCUCAGCAUAUAUAAAUUUGCAUCAGUUUCAUCAUCUUCCCCAAAUAUAUCCUUUGGCAUAUGCAGACAGCUUCAUCUCGAGAUUAAAAAUGUCAGCCCAGAUCAUACAUGAGCAGGUUUGCUACAUCCACUGCAACUUCUGCAACACAACCCUAGCGGUUAGUGUUCCUGGAAACGUGUUCAACAUUGUGACCGUGAGAUGUGGCCAUUGUUCUAAUCUGCUGUCUGUCAACUUGGGAGCUUCACCUCAAGCCUUUUCUUUCCAGAACUAUAACUUUGGAUCCCAAAGUGAUAGGUUGGAUCUUGGCUCCUCCUCAAAGUAUACUAGGAAUUCCUUGAUGUACUCGAUCCAGGAUGAUCAGCAAUUUGUGGCCUUACAUGCUCCAGAGAAGAGGCAACGUGUUCCAUCUGCAUACAACAGGUUUAUCAGGGAGGAGAUACACAGGAUCAAAGCCAGCAAUCCUGAUAUCAGUCAUAAGGAAGCUUUCAGUGCUGCAGCAAAGAAUUGGGCACACUUCCCUCACAUUCAUUUUGGGCUGAGCCUUGAUGGUAGCAACAAGCAAGUGAAGCUUGAUGAAGGCAUAGGAGCACCAAGGGGAGGAAAAGGCCCUGGCUUCUAUUAAGAAUAUAUAUAUAUUAUAUAUAAUUGAUCAUAUGAUCAUAUUACUGGAUGUAAUUCCAUAUUGAACUUUGAUAAUGCAAUAUGACUUCCUACUAUUGUUAGAAAUAACUGAUAUUUAUUUGAGUGCAUGUCAUUUCAUUUCA